This is a messenger RNA of Schistocerca cancellata (South American locust), 1716 nucleotides long. Its product is annotated as acidic amino acid decarboxylase GADL1. Gene Ontology annotation, molecular function: carboxy-lyase activity; pyridoxal phosphate binding. The record is from RefSeq and is a predicted model, not a curated record. Gene Ontology annotation, biological process: carboxylic acid metabolic process. NCBI's taxonomy places the organism in Eukaryota, Metazoa, Arthropoda, Insecta, Orthoptera, Acrididae. Gene Ontology annotation, cellular component: cytoplasm. Bases 5 to 1480 code for a protein of 491 amino acids. The transcript has 11 exons.
AGGCAUGGAGAACGGAAGGAGGUGGGAUGAGAGCGAAGACGCUGACGCGUUCCUGGCGCGGGUUCUGCAGCUACUGCGAGAAGAGGGCGCGCUCAAUCCCGGAACCGAUCAGCCCGUCGUGCGCUUCAGACACCCCGCCGAGCUCCAGGAACUGUUGUCUCUGGAUUUGGGAACUGCUGUGAAGUCUCAGGAAAAAUUAUUGGCCCUUUGCAGAGCUGUAAUUCAAUACUCUGUUAAAACUAAUCACAGACAUUUUUAUAACCAACUGUAUGGUGGCACAGAUACUUACGGACUGGCAGGUGCCUGGAUAACUGAAUCACUAAAUACUAAUCAACAUACAUUUGAGGUGAGCCCAGCAUUUACACUUGUGGAGAAUGCUGUUCUGCAGCACAUGUUGAAGAUAUUUGGAUAUACCAAUGGAGAUGGUAUCUUUGCUCCAGGUGGAAGUUUAUCUAACAUGUAUGCAAUGGUCCUGGCAAGAUACAGAGCUGUUCCAGAUGUUAAGAUGAAGGGUAUAUGUGGCUCUCAGCCACUUGUUGCAUUUGUGUCUGAAGAUGCUCAUUACUCAUUCUCGAAGGCUGCACAUUGGUUGGGUAUUGGUACUGACAAUCUAAUUUCAGUAAAGACUGAUGAGAUGGGCAGGAUGAUGGUAGAUGAACUAGAGCUCAGAAUUCUGCAAGCAGUAUCAGAUGGAAAACGCCCAUUUUUUGUUUGUGCUACUGCAGGGACUACAGUUCUUGGUGCAUUUGAUCCAAUAGAUCAAUUAGCGAAUUUAUGCAGGGAACACAAAUUGUGGUUGCAUGUAGAUGCUUGCUGGGGUGGAAGCUUAAUCCUCUCAAAGAAGUAUUCACAUAGGUUAACAGGAAUUGACCGGACUGAUUCUGUCUCCUGGAAUGCUCACAAAAUGCUUGGAGCUCCACUUCAGUGUUCUGCCUUCCUUCUUAAAGAAAAAGGACUGCUGCAUCACUGCAAUUCUGCAUCUGCCACAUAUCUUUUCCAACAAGACAAAUUCUAUGAUGUGUCUUAUGAUACUGGUGACAAAAGUGUGCAGUGUGGACGAAAAGUUGAUGCAUUCAAGUUAUGGCUAAUGUGGAAAGCUAGAGGGAAUGAAGGAUUUGAAUAUUUAGUGAACAAUGCUAUGGAUUGUGCACAGUAUUUCAAAAAAGAAAUUUCAAAGAGAAAAGGGUAUAGGCUUGUUAUACCUGAAUUUGAAUGUACCAAUGUGUGUUUUUGGUUCAUUCCCCCAAGACUGAGAGAUAAAAAAGAAAACGAAGAAUGGUGGAAUGAAGUAGAUAUGGUGGCACCAAGACUAAAAGAAUCUCUUGUUACAUCAGGCACUGUGAUGAUUAAUUACCAGCCAUUAAAACAAAAGAAAUUUCGGAAUUUCUUUCGUCUUGUCACUACAUGUCAUCCCCCACCCACACACCAUGAUAUGGAUUUCAUAAUUAGUCAAAUAGACCUCUAUGGCUCACAACUGUGAUGUCGGUUUCAUUGACACUGACUCCAUUUGAUUGUCAUUUUGUGUCUGAUGUGAACAGGAAUGCACGAGAAGACGGCAACACAGCAGGUUAACAAUAACAGUGGAGCCAUAUUAAUUUUGUUGCUGUAUAAUGUCUUUUAUAAAAAAAAGUCUGGAAAUUUACUGAUAUGUGUAAAGUCUUAUGAAAAUAAUAAAACUCUUAAUACUAUUUACACAAAAUAUACAAAUAUUUAUAA